UGUUUACAUUGGGAUAUCUGGCAACCCAGGGUAGGCGUGGAAUUAGCUGGCUAGUGGCUGGUGUUAAAAUACGUUAAGCUAUGGUUUAGUUACUUGUUAACUGGUUAUUCAUCGUUACAUUUAUUGUUUUCUCUGCGACUUCACGGCAGUUUACAAGGUCUGUGGUCCUGUGUAGGCUAUGGCGGAACACGCCUCAGAACCCACGCACCCGCCGUCCCAAGGGACGGCUGACAGGAUCUACCUGGACUACAACGCGACCACGCCCCUGGAGCCGGCUGUGAUCCACGCCGUGUCAGAGGCCCUGCGGGAGGCCUGGGGGAACCCCAGCAGUUCCUACAUCGCAGGAGCUAAAGCCAAGGCCCUGAUCAGUAAGGCCAGAGAAGACGUGGCCACAAUGGUGGGAGGGAGGGCCGAAGACAUCAUCUUCACCUCUGGUGGAACCGAGGCCAAUAACCUGGUGUUCCACAGCGUCUUGGAGGAGUUCAAGAGAAGCUCCACAGCAGAGAAGCUCCUGAACGGAGGGCCUGGCCGGCCCCACAUCAUCAUCUCCAACGUGGAGCACGACUCUGUCCAGCUGGUGGCGGAGAACCUGCAGAUGACCGGACAAGCUGAGGUGACGUGCGUGGCGGUCUCCACGGUAACGGGGCGGGUGGAGGCGGAGGACCUACUGGCCGUCGUGAGGCCCAACACCUGCCUGGUCUCCAUCAUGCUGGCCAACAACGAGACCGGAGUCGUCAUGCCAAUCAGGGAGCUCUGCCAGAGGGUGAAAGCUGUCAACAAGCAGGGGCGACAUCCCAGAAUACUCUUUCACACCGAUGCCGCCCAAGCUUUGGGGAAGAUCCAGGUGGAUGUGGCUGACCUGGGGGUGGAUUACCUCACCAUAGUGGGGCACAAGUUCUACGCCCCGCGUAUCGGAGCGCUGUACGUCUGCGGCCCGGGAGGCAGGACCCCUCUGUACCCCAUGUUCUACGGCGGUGGGCAGGAGAGGAACUUCAGACCGGGGACGGAGAACACGCCCAUGAUCGCAGGUCUGGGGAAGGCUGCAGAGUUGGUGACAGCCAAUCUCCAUGACUACGAGAACCACAUGAGGGCGACCAGGCUUUACCUGGAACAACGACUCAAAGAGGUCUUCGGGGUGGAGAAGGUCCGCUUCAACAGCCACUUCCCUGGCUCCGACAGCCUCCCCAACACCUGUAACGUCUCCCUCCUGGGCCCCCAUCUACGAGGUCGUAAGGUGCUGUCCUGCUGUAAGACGCUGCUGGCCAGCGUAGGAGCGGCCUGCCACUCAGACCUCGGGGACAGGCCCUCCCACAUCCUGCUGAGCUGCGGCGUUAGCCCGGAGGUCGCGGCUAACGCGCUACGGCUGAGCGUCGGGCGCUCCACCUCCAGAGCGGACGUAGACGCGGUGGUGGAGGACCUCAGGAACACCGUCCGACUGCUGGAGGGUUAGGACGGCCGGAGGGUGGGGUUCAGCUCUGACAGUUAGGACUGACCCUUCCAUUACCCUUUACUGAGGGGGGGUUAAACUCUGAAAGGUAGGACGGACCCUUCCAUUACAGAUUAGGGGGGGAUUCAACUCUUGACCGUUGAGAUGGACCGUUACAUUCCAGAUUACUGGGGGGUUUUAACUCGCAUUAGGGAUGGACUGUUCCGCUCCAGAUUAUGGGUUUUAAUGUUGAGUUUGUCGUGGGUCUAUUUAAUUGUUUUAUGCUUCAUGCUUUUGUAUAUAUUUUUUAAAUGAUCUAUAUGAAGUUUCCUAAAUCGUCCCCAAACUAAGGCUGAAGUUAGGUCUUCACUUAAAGUCUAACUGUACGUUUACACCAAAAGCUGUAAAAGAUGCAAACUCGCCGAUCAGCUCAAAACGCAACGCUGUCCAAAAUAUCUACAUUUAAAGGAGCCACGCUUAGUAGUCAUACAUUUGGUCAAUAGAAAAAGAAUAAUAAGCAUAAAUACAUGAAACACUGAAUAACUAAUUAAUUCUCUAAUUUAUAGCUUUAAAGCUAUCGCUCAAGCGUCUUAUCGCUCCUAUCGCUUUAUCGCUCAUGUCUAAUAGAAAGUGAAUGGGCGUGUAUCGCUCAAAACGCUUUACAGCUUUUGGUGUGAACGCACAGUAAGAGCCAGUGAACCCAAAACCGCCUCUGUUUUGUCUUGGUCAUUUGCCUUCUAUGAUCGUCAACAUAUUAAUCUAUGCCAUUGUAUCACUGUUACUGAAAUAAGUCCCCAAUUUAGAGAAAAUAAGGGAAAAAUACUAUGCGUUUACCAUUCUCCGCAAACCCAAUGAGAGCGUUGCACUCUGCUCAGUGCAGGCGGCGUUCUUUCGUUACAUCAGACUACCUUCUCCGAGCUGGUCUGACAUCGCAACUAAGCGCCACCGGCGGGGUUGUUUUUGUUGCAGGUUUUAUUAUUUAUUAGUGGAUGGACUUUGUGCUGGUAACUGUUCAAGAGAUCUUAAAUCCAGCAUUAACAAUUCUGAAUAUUAUCAUUGUUAUCAAUCUUCCUGCUGCAAUAAACUAUUUAUCUGAGUUGA
This is a messenger RNA of Gadus macrocephalus (Pacific cod), 2527 nucleotides long. RefSeq names its product selenocysteine lyase (gene scly). Lineage: Eukaryota; Metazoa; Chordata; Actinopteri; Gadiformes; Gadidae. The record is from RefSeq and is a predicted model, not a curated record. The transcript has 14 exons. Bases 179 to 1450 code for a protein of 423 amino acids.